ACUACUCUGGAACAGUCUGGAUUUUGGAUGUCGUGUUUUUCCCUCAUUUCAGGCAAAUUCAAGAUGAGCAUCCAAGAAGAUUCAGUUCUGAGUAACGGUGUUGCAGUCGGGGAUGGUGACACUGAGAGCAUCCCCUCCCAAACAGACCAGACUGUGUCGGACUUAACAGAUUUAAAGACGUACUCCACUGUCAUCCUCAACGGAGAAGCCACCACAGCUGAGCUCAGGGCAACAUCCACUUCAGAGGACCAGGAGACUGAGGCUCCGGUCAAACCUCCCAGAUCUCCUGAGCUGGAGGAAAAAACGGAGGGACUUCCACCCGAAGAGCCCAAGGCAGUUCCACUGUCCAGUGGGAUCGCCACCCUGGCCCCGGCCGACCAGCUGUGGAGCGUCAGCAGAAACGAGGCAGUCCAGCUGCGGAUGGAGGGCUCAGGCCAGGCCUCCGAGACUCCCAUCACCAUCCAUCAGAUGUUCCUGGAGACGGUGGAACACUACGGAGACUAUUCUGCCUUGAUGUCCAAAGAAGAGGGCCAGUGGGUGACUCUGACAUGGAGGCAAUACUACGAGCAGUGCAGGGCAGCUGCCAAAAGUUUUCUCAAGUUGGGGCUGGAGCGUUACCAUGGCGUGGGCAUUCUGGGAUUCAACUCCCCUGAGUGGUUCAUCUCAGACAUCGGCUGCAUCCUGGCUGGUCAUCUGACAUGGACGGCCCGUACGGCGUCUACCUUGGUAGAUUUCACCUAUGGCGUGGAGGUGUUGGUCAGUUACUUACCGCUCAGCCACGUGGCCGCCCAGAUGAUAGACAUGUGGCUCACCAUGGUCUUUGCGGGAACCGUCUACUUCGCAGACCCAGAUGCCCUCAAGGGCUCUUUAGGAACCACACUGAAAGAGGCUCGCCCGACUUAUUUCAUGGGGGUCCCUCGAGUGUGGGAGAAGAUGCAGGAGAAGAUGAGAGCCAUCGGCGCCAAGGCAUCUCCGAUGAGGAAAAGAGUGGCGGACUGGGCCAAGUCCAUUGGCCUGCAGUACAGCUACAGCGCCAUGAAUGGGGAGAAUGUGGUGCCCUGGGGUUUCAUGCUGGCCAACAAUCUGGUCUUCAAAAAGGUGCGUGCCGCGCUGGGCUUAGACCGCUGCAAGAUCUGCUUCACAGGCGCCGCCCCCAUCACCAAAGACACUCUGGAAUACUUCAUGAGCCUAAACAUGCCACUGAUGGAGCUGUACGGCAUGAGUGAAAGCUCCGGCCCUCACACCGUCUCCAUUAACGACAGCUACCGCAUCUCAAGCUGUGGGAAGGUGAUGCCAGGCUGCAAGACGAAGCUGGAGAACCCAGAUGCGGACGGGAACGGAGAGAUCUGCUUCUGGGGUCGGAACGUCUUCAUGGGCUACCUGAACAUGGCCGACAAAACAACAGAGGCUCUCGACGACGACGGCUGGCUGCACUCUGGAGACCUGGGAAAAAACGACCAGUACGAAUUCCUGUACAUCACAGGAAGGAUCAAGGAGUUGAUCAUCACCGCCGGUGGAGAGAACAUCCCUCCCGUGCCCAUCGAGGAUGCACUGAAGGCGGAGGUGCCAAUUAUAAGCAACUCUAUGCUGAUCGGAGACAAGCUCAAGUUCCUCUCCAUGCUGCUCACGCUCAAAUGCGUUGUCGAUGACAACGGUGACCCCACAGACGAGCUGAGCCCCGAGGUGCUGGACUUCUGCCAGCAGCAAGGCGUCACGGCAACCAAGGUGUCGGAGAUCAUAGCCAAUAAGGAGCCAGCUGUCUACAAAGCCAUUCAGGAGGGCGUGGAGCGUAUCAACGCCAAAGCAACAUCCAACGCCAUGAAGGUCCAGAAGUGGGUCAUAGCGGAGACAGACUUCUCCAUCGUUGGAGGAGAACUGGGACCCACCAUGAAACUCAGGAGACCCAUCGUUGUGAAGAAGUACCAGGAGAAAAUAAACGAAAUGUACGCAGUGAACAAACCGUAGACUGCACCGCACACAGAGACAACAUAACACUGAAGAGCGACACAUGGGGCAUGUUUAUGAACACUGCAUCGUGCCCAGACGAGAGGCCGAGGAAUGUAUGAACCUCUUUUCACCUGAAUGUUAAAAGUGCAAAGUGAUUUAUAGGAAGAGCGGAAAAGCCCUGAUUCUGAUUGUCUUAUAUUUAAUGAAAUAGAGGUUUGUGCUGCUAUGUUUUAAUAUGAGGAGUUCUCCAGAAACUGUAGAGGAGUCUGUAUGUUGUCUGUUCCAAAACUGAUAUUUAAGCUACAACGGUGCACUUUUUGUAAAUACAACAUCCGAACCGGAGCCAAACCUUGCCAUUGACCAUAUGGCGUACACGGCAGUUGAACUGUACACUGUGACUCAGCUCCAAAGCCACAUACAGGGUGGGAAUCACUGGAUGGUGUCAGCAUCAUUAAAACACUAAACAGUCACAUUUUUAAAGGAGAUUUUAGGAAUAUUAAAGUCUCCUGGGUGAUCGCGAGCAAAUGUAUUCUGUUUUUGAAGCAGCAGUAUCUAUUUAAAUAUUUUACAGCAUUACUUGCUUUUGCGUCUCAUGUUUUGUACAAAAGAUAAUCCCCAUCCGGCAAAAGCUGCAGGCAUUGCCCCUGUAGAUUGGAGGUGACGUUUGAUGAAGUGUUUUUAUAAUGUAAGAGGAAUAUUAUUAGUAUGAAUUCCAACAAUCGCAAAUGUGCAAAUUAUUCUGCAUAUAUUUGAAUGUUGUGCUUCUCCAUGUACAGUUUGACAAAUUCUGAAAUGUUUAUUUUGUGAUGAAUAGAAAAUUAUACUGUCAAUAAAAAGCGAGUGAUUU
This is a messenger RNA of Paralichthys olivaceus (Japanese flounder), 2794 nucleotides long. The record is from RefSeq and is a predicted model, not a curated record. NCBI's taxonomy places the organism in Eukaryota, Metazoa, Chordata, Actinopteri, Pleuronectiformes, Paralichthyidae.